Bombyx mandarina (wild silkworm) is the source of this 1449-nucleotide messenger RNA. Its product is annotated as mucin-5AC-like. The record is from RefSeq and is a predicted model, not a curated record. Lineage: Eukaryota; Metazoa; Arthropoda; Insecta; Lepidoptera; Bombycidae.
AUGUCGGGGGGGACAUCUCCCCCCAUUAUCAGCACGCCCGGUCCGUCCCGCAAGGGACGCCAAGCGAUGGCGGGAAUUUUCGCCCAUCGCUCCCAACCCACCGGCCCGGAAAUGGACUCCGGAAAGGACGACCGGCCCAGGCCUUCGGUCGCGGCCCAGGGGACUCCGAGGAUUCGUCCAGAGGAAACUUCGUCUCCCCCGUUGACGGAUCGCUCUGGACCCCCUCGGCCGCGAAAGAAGGUCAGAUCCGAGUCCGACCGAAGCAUUUCCGAAGCCCAGGACAAACGACCCCGAAUUGGACCCUCGUCCAAAUCAAUAAAUGAAGCCGAAGAGGAUGAGGACAGCGAGGAGACUUCCUACGAGACAACGGACUCAGAAUAUGAGUCCGAUGUAACUCAUUCUUCUCGCUCCUCUUCUUCCUCGAGUAAGGAGUCCCCCCCCACUCGCAAGCCCAUUCCCAGACCGAGGAUGUGUGUCGAGACGGCCGUGGCUGCAGCAGCUAAGCAGCUGCGUACGCCUCCUCGGUCUCCCUCUCCUCCAAUCUCACCCAUUCCAACAAUCCCGCGCAGAGGUGCCCCCACUACAAGCUGCACAGUGGGCAACCUUGAAUCAACAAGGUACAUGGACCUCGAACAUUCCAAACCUACGACCGGUGCACCCGAGUCCCCGACCCCUUCAACUUCAUACGCUGCUAUGGCAGCCAAGCAAUUCGCUCCCACCAAAAAUACUCAAUGUAAUCCCCCUGCUCCAGGUAAGUCCGGUAACAGCGUGGUCCCCCGCCGCCAUCCCCCUAUUAUGGUCGAGGCGCUCCCCAAUUGGUCCCGCCAUAUGGCGGCCUUAAGGGAGCGCUUGGGGAGGGCCCCAUCUGUGCGUCCAUAUGGAACAGGGUUUCGAUUUCUGCCUGCGUCGGGAGAAGAAUAUAGGGUUGUCCAGGCCUAUCUCGUCGGGGUCUCCUCCACAGACAAUGCCAUUAAAUGGUAUUGUUACGCGUUGGAGGAGGAGAUCCCGGCGAGGGUGGCUAUUCGAGGACUGCCUGCCGACACCGACCCGACAGAAAUCGUUAACUCCCUGAAGGAGCUAGGGUUUCCGGCUCGCUACGCGCGGUGUAUACGGGCCAAGAGAGGGCGGCCAGGUUGCGUCUUUUACGUAACCUUGGACCACCUCUCGAAAGAUGACCUCGCCCGCUUGUACGCAGUUGAAGAACUGAUGUACUUGCCGGGGGUGUCAGUUGAGGGAUGGCGUUCGAGCCGAGGACCUGCGCAGUGUCAUCGCUGCCAGGCCUUCGGACACGCCUCCAGCAACUGCCACCGAGCGGUCCGCUGCGUACGAUGUGCGGGUGAGCACAUCGUGGCGGACUGCCCGAGGCCAAGGGAGGGACCCUUCACCUGUGCCAACUGCGGGAAGGGCCAUGCCGCUGUUGACAAGCGGUGUGUGGUCUACCGCAGGUGA